This is a messenger RNA of Uloborus diversus, 1572 nucleotides long. Its product is annotated as scavenger receptor class B member 1-like. The coding region runs from base 1 to 1572 and encodes 523 amino acids. NCBI's taxonomy places the organism in Eukaryota, Metazoa, Arthropoda, Arachnida, Araneae, Uloboridae. Gene Ontology annotation, cellular component: membrane; cytoplasm. The transcript has a single exon. The record is from RefSeq and is a predicted model, not a curated record. Gene Ontology annotation, molecular function: scavenger receptor activity.
AUGUGGAUCGACCUCCCUGUGCCGAUUUAUCAGAAACUUUAUUUUUUCAAUAUCACGAAUCCUGUUGAAUUCCGUGAGAAAGGAAGUGCUAUGGAAGUCAGUGAAGUUGGUCCUUUUACGUAUCGCAGUUACUGGCAUAAGAAUGAUAUUCAGUACCACGAAAAUGGAACGAUUUCUUACAGAGAAGAAAAAACAUUCAAGUUUGUUUUAGAAGAAUCGGUUGCGGAUGAAAGUCAAACGAUUUACACACUGAAUGGACCUCUCAUAUUUGGUUCCAACUUUUUGAAGAAUCGGAGUUCAGCUUUGCAGAAGAGUGCCAAUGUUUUUUUCAAAUUCUCUGGAGAGAAGAUUAUCGUCAAAAAGACGAUCGCAGAACUAUCAUUUCAGGGAUACAAAGAUUCGAUCAUAAAAAUCGGCCGAUACCUCAACCCAGAAAUGCCAUUCAAGAAUGGUGAAUUUUCAUGGCUGUUUGGACGCAAUGCUACAGAUGAUGGGCUAUUCGAAGUAUACACUGGAAAACUGAAUCACGACAUGCUGAGUAUGAUUUACAAAUGGAAUGGAAGCACUCAUCUGAAUUACUGGAAAGGUGAUGAAUGCAAUAAGAUCAGUGGAACAAAUGGAGAAUUUGGACCUGCUCUGCAACCCAAUCAAUCUACAUAUACGUUUUUUCAACCAAUCUUUUGCCGAUCUAUGACUUUCAAUUAUACUGAGGAUUAUACACAUAAAGGUGUUUUAACAAAAAGGUUUGUAAACCACAAGGCCAUUUUCGCCAAUUCUCAGGAAAAUCCCGAAAAUUAUUGUUUUGAAAAUAACCUGAAUCUCCCCUCAGGAGUUUUGGACAUAAGCUCGUGUCAGUAUGACGCUCCAGUGUACCUAUCCUUCCCUCACUUUUACUUGGCGGAUUCCUCUUACACGGAUAACGUAGCUGGUCUUCAUCCAUCCGAAACAAACCACAGUUCUCACAUUGAUGUUGAGCCUCAGAUUGGAAUUACUGUUGAUUUAGCGAUUCGGUUUCAGUUAAACUUAGAAAUCGAAAAUAUUCCAAAUCUCUCGGAACUUCAAAAUAUCCCUCCUGGAUUGUACCCAAUUUUCUGGACAGAAAUCUCUGUACAGUUUACUCAAGAAUUAGCCGAUUUCUUGUACAAUCGCUUAAAGAGACCUGUUGUUGCAACCUAUGCAGUUCUUGGCUUACUGUUUGCUGUUUCAACUGUCCUGGUAUCUUGUGCAAUUAUUGACUUACUUAUUUGGAAGAGUUACAAAGCGAAAGACGACGAUGAGGCGAGAAGACCUUUACUGAGUGACGGUGAUAAGAGUAAUUAUUCUUCUGUAUUUCAAGAAACAGGAUCCAAUAAUAUUUCUCAUGAUUCACCUUCGAGUCAAGCAAGGGGAAAAGAAAAGGCCAGUUCAUCAAAACCAUCGGAAAGUCGCUCAGCAAAGUUGUCAGAUGAACCUGUUCUAGAUGUAUCGGAGAAAACUGAAUCUAGUCACGUUGUCACAGCUCACAUGUCUGCAUCUAGCGUAGAAGUCAAGAUAGUUGACUCAAGGAAUCGAAAAAAUGAACUCAUGAAGUAG